This is a messenger RNA of Nicrophorus vespilloides, 9330 nucleotides long. RefSeq lists its product as uncharacterized. The record is from RefSeq and is a predicted model, not a curated record. The transcript is spliced from 16 exons. The coding region runs from base 240 to 7808 and encodes 2522 amino acids. NCBI's taxonomy places the organism in Eukaryota, Metazoa, Arthropoda, Insecta, Coleoptera, Silphidae. Gene Ontology annotation, molecular function: calcium ion binding; serine-type endopeptidase activity.
UGUGUGAAGAAUAUUUCGGAAUUAAAUUGUUUUUGCCUAACUUAUUUUCGGUUUGAUGUUGAUAAUUAAAAUGUAUAAUAAUAAUAAUCAUACUAGAAAUAAAUAUAGCAAUGAUAGAUUUAGGUUUAAUACUUAAGUUUUUUGCGGCGAUUGGAAAUGCGUCUGUGAUAUAAUAAAAUUACUAGAGAAGAAGUAGGGAACUUUGUGCGCGUUUAAUAUUUACUUUUGAAGUUCGGACUAUGAUGUACCGUUUAUCUUCGAUGGACAUGGCAAAGAUGCUUUUGAUCUCUUUGAUCGUGUUCGGGGUGAUCCAGGCCGGUGGUGCGAUGUCUUUGCGGACGAGGGACGAGGGUGAUCCUGCACCUGGACGAUCGCCAGGACCUCCGCGAGAAUGCCGCACGUUGGACGGUGCCAAAAGGACCGAUCGACCACACUACAACCUCACCAUCUCACAUAACCUGUUUUCAACGGAUCUCCUCGUUUCCGGCGUCACCUAUCAAGUGACCAUCGAGCGAAAUGGCGAGAACGAACCGUUCAAAGGUGGUGAAUUUAUGGUGUCAUCGAGCCUGGACGAUGGCAGUCUUUGGGGAACGUUCAGCGGGUUCGGUCCGGCACAAGGAUGCGGUCCACCAAUCUACAAGAGUCAAUUUGGAGCUGGAACGUUCCCCCCGUUCGCAUUAAAUUGGACCACCAACCCUUGGAACCUCCAACUCAAUUCCCUCACCGCCACAAACAACGUCACGUUCACAUUGAAAUACCGUCUCAACAAUGAUAUGUUUAAAUUCAGCAUCGCACUGCCAAUUUCUGAAGAAUGCCAGCUCUGGUUAAGACCGGAGGAGAAGUUAGUUAGUUGGGUGGAUUUUCCGAGCGCGGAAUGUCAAGUGUGGUUUCCUGGCCACCGGACCGGGCACGGCUUGGUGAUAGACAUGCACCGUCUCAAUAUUCCAUGCACGAAGGGAUUCCUGCACUUUUCCGGAUUGAAUACAUCGCAACAGCAGCACUUCCGAAGCCACAAGCAGGCACAUCUCUGCGGAAAGCUGGAGGAGCUCCCCGACGCCGACAGGCACAUAUACUUCCCGUCUUCGCACAGUCUACCUUAUCUCCACAUCAGAGGUUCUCCAGUCUUCACCUUCUUCUACCAUCUUGUCGAUUACUGCUACAACGUGACCUUUGUUACACGCAAUGGUUCGUUCGAGUUAAAACCCACGGCAAGCGGCGAUCUCCAAUGCACCUUUAAGAUCUAUUUGCCGUAUGGGAAUAGGGUAGCCUUGAGUCUGGUUAUAGGCGAUAAGAACGGUGACGGUAAACGCCCAGAAGUAGGUUCAUCCUCCGUAUCCGAGUUGAACAACGUCGGUGAAGAAUGCGUCGGAUUGCGCGUGGAGUUCGUCGACGGGGAUGGAAUCUGGUCGCAUUGCAGCAUGGUCGGGGAGGCGGAUCGAAGGAUUGAAAUUGUUUCGCGCGAGAAUAAAGUGGUGCUUAAAGUACGGGUGAGAACGGAUGGGGGUGGAGGAGCCGCUUUGGGUAUGCGUCUAAGUUACCGAGCGGAGGCGGCGGAAGACAUCGUCGGAAUGUGCGGUUUUGGUUGGGUAGCCCUGAGACAGUUCUGCGUGUCGGCCGUCGAGGAUCUUAAGUUGCCCUGGGCCCAGGCGGAAUUGGAAUGCGGCAGAAGGGGCGGACAUUUAGCUAGCAUUCGCAACGAACACGCACAAACUCUUAUUGACAACCUACUACUCAACAGUCCUGGAUAUAAAGACAACAACGCCUACUGGAUUGGAGCCUCGGAUAAGACCCACGAAGGAGAUUUCCACUGGUCCGACGGAUUACCAUUCUCCUACACAAAUUGGUUUCCGGGCUGGUCGCAGCACGGGGAUUACAAUCGACAGCCGAACGAUGACGGCCUCAGCGAACAGGACUGCGUCGAAGUACGAAGGAUCUACUCUUUGCCCACUUCUUCGGCGAGCUUGGCAUCCACUUUCAUGUGGAACGAUCGAGACUGUUCAGCGCCGAAUUUCUUCAUUUGCGAACGAUUGCAGAACGACGAACCUCUGGAGGAAGUCUGGCCGCCGGAUUGCAACCGGUCGGUGAUCCUUUCGCCGCAGCAGCCGCGCGCCGCCGUCUCCAGUCCUGGAUUCCCGAGGCAAUAUCCCGACAACGCGGACUGCGACACUAUCAUCGCCGUACCGCCUGGAUACAGGAUCAUACUCGACUUCGAGGAGCUCGUCCUUGAAAAUGAACCAUCAUGUAGUUACGAUUAUUUGGAAAUAAUUGAGAUGUCGGGGAACGCGACUAACGGAGGCGGCGGCAAUAGCUCGAGUAGAGCAGGCGGCAGCGGCAGCAUCAGCAGCGGUGGCAUCAAAAGUAGCAGCAGCAGCAGCCGCCGCCUCUGCGGCGACUGGAGCUCCAAACUGAAACUGCUCAGACACGUCAGCUCCAGUUCGAAGUUACGGUUGCAUUUCAGUUCCGACUACAGCCAUCAUUUCGGAGGUUUCAAGGCACGCGUUUCAAUGGAGAACGCACAACGCACCUCGCCACGUGCAGCUCUCCAAUGCUCGGAUGAUAGGCUGCAGAUCUUCAAUAACUCGUGCUACCUCUUCGUCAGUUAUCCGGAGGUGAUGUGGUCAACAGCUCAGCAGAUCUGCAAGGGGAUCAGAGCACAGUUGGCCUCGAUUUUGACGCCCGAUGAGGAGCGGUUCGUGACGACGAAUAUAAGAAAAACAUCGGAGUACAGGAAUAGUGCCAAGUAUUGGUUAGGAGGAAAGGUGGAUUCGAAUGGAAAAUACAAUUGGAUCGAUGGUAGCAACAUGGGGUAUUUUGGUUGGUUGCCUGGACAAGGACCUUCGUCUUCCAGCCACGAGCGAGAAGAAGACGUUUGUUUGGGUAUCCAAUGGACGUACUCUCCGACGCCGAUGCUUCCCAGCGGAUUAUAUUGGAAGAGCCAGAAGUGCAACAGCGUCGGAGGGUACAUCUGCAAACGGCCCACCUUAAUUUCCGGACAGGGCAUUAAUUUCAAUAAAACGGUUAACGGCUCCGAGGGGAAAUUAGUGACGCCCAAUUAUCCGGGAAAUUAUUACAACAAUUUGGAUUUUACAGUGCGAAUCGUGGGUCCAGAGAGAACGCGUAUUGUGAUACAGUUCGAUAAACUGGACAUUGAAUCGCAGAUCGAGUGUUUGUACGAUUACGUUGAAAUGCGGACGGUGGGUAAGAACGGCCGGGCGUUCAGGGAUUCUGUGAAAUGGUGCGGAUCGCACGAAACCGAAAUGCAAAGGUUCAAUUUCGUUGCGGAGAACAACGAGGUGCAGCUCAGAUUCCAUUCGGAUUACUCGAUCACCGGUGGCGGUUUCCUGCUGCAUUGGCAUUCGGUCGAUAUAUCCGGUUGUCCCAUCAGGACGUUGACGGCCAAAGAAGGGUUUCUGGUGAGCCCCAACUAUCCGCAUUUUCUACUUGCCCAUCUCGACUGCACGUUUAAUAUCAUCGCGCCGCCAGGAAAGAGAAUCUGGUUGAACUUCGAAAGAUUCGAUAUGGAUGAUGAGUACGAUGAGAGCAGUUUGGAGGUGAACUUGGGUACGGAGGGUUUUAAACCUUUUCAGACCUACGAUCUCCUCACGGAUGGCACCUACGUUUCCAACGGGGAUCGGAUGAAGGUACGCUUGAGGACACACGACAAACCUCGAGGCUCCGGCUUCAAAGCUGCUUACAAAAUAACACCUGCCCAAGAACUAGUAAUUAACUUAACGAACAAUAGCAUAGGGAACCUUCUAUACCUGAACUAUCCUAAUCCGGCACCUCGAAACGUAGAAUUCAAGCAACAUCUGAUAGCACCGUUCGGUUACGUGAUAUCUUUGGAGCUCUCGCAUUUGAUUCUGACCGAGGUGGAAUGCGGUCCAGAGUUUGGUACACUCGAGGUUCUGGAUAACUAUGCAGACACUAAUGGUACCUCGUGGCACAUGUGCUAUGAUACAGAGGUUGACUCAGUUGUUCCAAAGGCUCCGAUAGCCAUCACAUCCUUUCUCAAUACUCUGCAUAUUCGACAGCGACACGCCAGGAACGGCCUCUCCUUAAACGGCACUCUACGUGUCGAAGAGGAUGUCAACUUCAUGGACAAAAUCAUGAAACAUAAAAGCGAGAACGUGGAAUCCUGUAAGCCAAAUCCAUGCCUGAACGAAGGCAAAUGCGUUCAUAAUGGUAGCCAGAAACUCUGCCAGUGCCUUAAAUAUUAUACAGGAAUUUUCUGUGCUUUGACCCAAUGUGAUUUGGAUCCAUGCGUGUUCGGAAGCUGCCAACUGACGGAGAACAGUUUCAAGUGCCACUGCAAGUUGGGCUACAUGGGUCCCACCUGCGAGCAGAAGAGAAGACCAUGCGAAGGAAACCCGUGUGAGGGUCGAGGAACGUGCGUGGAGCGCGGCGCCGACGGCUUUCUGUGCAGAUGCCAUGCGUGGUGGGAGGGUACCAGAUGCGAAAGACGGAUGUUACACAUACCGUAUAAACCGCUGAGCGAGAGAAUGCUUAGAGAGCCCUUCUGGCUAGGUCUGAUGACCGUUUCGGUGGUUAUGGGUGUGAUAGGAUUGUUCUGGUGCGCAAAGCGACACUUCCCGGAGAAGAUUGAGAAACUGCUGGCAGAGGAGGAGGAUAGAAACCGGGGAGGAGUGUCGAGUCUGAGGAGUUCUUCGGUGCGAGAGCAGCUGGCAGCGAGUGGAGCGGCUGCGGUUAGCGUAACACCCAGUCCAGGUCCGGGAGCCCCACGCUCGCUAUUCGGCCGUCUGGGUAUUCGCAAGCCAUCCAUCCUAAGCCUGACCAGUCCACACGCCAGCGGCUAUUCGCCAGCAACAGCCCGAACAUUUAGUUUGGAUGAUUUACUAAAACCUCCCCCGAGACGUACGCCUUCACCGAAGAAGAAGCGGAACAAUUCGACGCCAACGAAAAAGAACGCUGCAGAGAAGAAACAAAUAUUACAGCAGUUGAUAUCACCGGGUGGAAAGGGCGGCGGGGGAAAGGUGAGUUUGGGGGAAUUGAUGCAAAUGAGCGAAAGAUCGAUGAAGGAGAAAAAGAAGGAUGGAAGCGCGAGCGGUGAUGAUGCAUCGAAGGAGACAAAGUUCGGAGCGGAUUUGUCUUCGGCCGUUGCUGUUGCAGCUCUCGUACCAUCGGCGCAGCUGACCCUCAGCGAUCCGAAGCUGGAGAAGAAGGUGACGUUUGCACGUUUACUGAGCAAGGUGUCGCAGGAGAUGAGCUCCGGUUCGGAGAUGGAAUUAGGUAUAAUGCAGGCGAAUAGAUUAAGUUGCGCGUUCGCACGUCCAUCAAGUACACCACCUUCACCCGGUGCAAACGCAAGAUCACCGAACAGCACAUCAAGCAAUCAGGGCAGCGACUCACUCACAAGCUCAGAUCUAGCAAUACCAUCAAGUUCUAGCAUUUCAGACCUGGCACGGAGGAAGCAGACAAUCAGACAAAAACCAUCGAGUGCGGACUCUAUACUGGCGAUGUUCAGAAACUUCUCGGCCACAAAUCCGGCCACCUCCAAACUCACGCCCUCGACAACACCCUCGAGUCCCAUGGAGGACGACGAAUCCACGUCUACAUCCUCAAUACACACUCCGAUCUCACUGUCCUCCUCGAAUAUCACCCAGCAAAUGCCGGAGAGCCCAGUCUUUCAGCACGGCAACAAGUCAACGAUAGAAGUGUCGGUAUUGGACACGCUAAGUGCGCACAAGUCGUCCUCCAGCGGAAGCAACUUCCUUCAUCCGCCGACGAUACUCUUAGAAAUACCGAGCACAAUCAGCAAGUGCCUUUCGCCCAUACGGGAACUCCCCACACCCCUGCCCUCACCUGCCGUCACCCCUUGUGUAGUACGACGCAGUGCCGCGCCAUCCUCACCUCAUCGCGAUACAAUCGAAUUUAGCGACCAUCGUAUGUCCGUAGAGAUAGCCAACUCGGACGAUGACACUGAAGAUGAUGAUGAGGAGGAGGAGGAGGACGAGGAAGACGACGGUCAAGAUGACGGUGAUAAUGCUCAUAACGAUGACGAUGAUGAAGAUGAAGAGGAGGAAGAGGAAGAAGAGGACGAACAAAUCCACCAAACUGAAAUUGCAAUAGAUCCGCACGCUGAAGAUGGUCUUAUUCUGGAAGAAGCAGCAGCAAUGCAAAGCCCAUCCUCUGCAAACAGACACAAAAUAAAGAAUCGACCGCCACCACUUGGCCAAAUCCUCCAUGUACCAACGAUCUCUAUAAUUUCGGAUGACGCACCUUCAGCUCCUCUUGUCAUACCUAUGGUAACCAUUCAAACGCCAUCCCCGACCCGUCAACGUCCAACGAGCAUUCUUCUCCCCGGAUCACCUCCACCCCGAUCCUACAAGGAUACCUUCCAAUUUCCAACGCAAUCAAAGUCCAAGAGGAUGCUCAAAGAGUUCGAUAAACCAACUUCCUUGGAUCUACCCUGCGCUCCACCUCUCAUAACGAUAACUUGUAAUAUGAGUGAAGCCGAAUCCGAUGCCGAAUCGAUAUCUCCGAAUAAAUCAGCCACGUUGGCUGUUUCGACAACAGGCAUGACUUAUCUGAGUCCAUUCAGCAUGGUUUCUAGAGGCGACCAUAACGCAUCAGAAUCGAAUUUAAGCUCUUCUGGGUACAGUUCGAUGGCAAGUCCUGGUCCAUCCCGGUGCGGCUCCAGCAAUCCCUUGUGUCCUUCGGAAAUGGAAGAUCCCCCUGGACCAAGCUCCUCCUUGGGUCGUCGUCCGUCGCCUCUGUUGAAAUCGAACAACACCGAUAAUACAAGCAAAACGCAGCACGAACAAAGAGGACGAUCCGAUUCGGAAACCCUCUCCGACGAUGUCAUGAUGGAAUCGAAUGACGAAGGUAUCGGUACCGAUCACAUCGAAGAGAAAAUCGACGAUGGGCAAGUAAAGAGCGCCAAGGAGCUUGAGGUUUUUUUGUCCGAGACAAAAAAUUGCCUGCAGCCGCCUGCCAUCAUAGUGCACAGUGAUUCGAAUAAUUUCGAUAAGAUGCUGAGUCCUGUGAGUUCGCGCAGCGAAAGUCCCCUGAGCGACAGGACAAAUCGUUUCUCCGCUCAAUUCUACGGCAGGAACAAAGAUCUGCUCCCGUUCACCGACUCCGAUGGACUUUACGACUUUCCCAGCUCGGAUAAAGUGAACGUGAUGUCUCUGCAACAGCCCCAUCGGAAAGCAGGACGAAAACGCGAUAAAAAGUUGGUGCGACAGAGCAAAACUCCAAGCCCGACGAAGCCGUCUAAUCAAAGUUAUUUAGAAUUACCCAUUUAUAAGUUGAACGCAGUUUCACCAAGGAAACCGAGCCCGAAAAGACGGUUACGCAAUCAGCAGCAGCAACAACAACAGGCGGUCACGUCCUCGUCCAGCUCCGACAGCAUCGAGUCGACAAUUGCUCGCGACCACAAAUCCUCCUCAAGCCCAAGCCCGGAAACAAUCCGAUGCUGGGCCACAUCUCUCGAGUGGCCCAAAAGAUCCCCGGAAGCUUCCGGAGAAGAGACCGGAGACGAAGCAAACUGUGCAAUGCUAGCAAAAUUCGAGCCAGAAAUUCCGAAGCACAGGAAAAUAGGCCGUUUAAGGGCGAUCAGCAAUCAGAUACGAUUUCUGAGGAGGUUGGAAGUGAGCCUGAAACGUAGGGAACGCAUCGCAAGUCCGUCCGAAAGCGGUGGAGAGGAUUCCCCGAGAGCCACGUCUCCUCUUCUGCAGGGAUCCUCGGAGUCGAAGAUCGGAAUGAUCGGGUCGAGAAACCGUCGAGGACGUCUCAAAGAGGAAACUUGGAAGCGCGCUGUAGCUACCGCCAACGGACAUUCCGACUAGUUUCCACAUUUUGCACAUCGAUCGUAGUAAUUAGGAACCUACCUAUGUAGAUACUUCACUAAUUCGUUCGGCAAAAGCAGCUAUUGCCUUGUAAAUUAUAUACAUAAUGUAAAUAAUCGAGAAGACGAAAAACGUCGUCUAUGUAAAGAAAAACAAAGCAAGUAUGAAUAUUAACAUUCUAAACAUCGAACAAUCAAAAAUUUAAAAUUAAGCACUCGCUGUGUUUGUGUUUGUAUAAUAUAGGAUUAAGUAUUAAGCAACAAGAGUAUAUGAAAAUCAUUUGAUAUGCGCAGAACGAAACGCAAAAUAUUUUACGUUCCUUUUCGUUGUCGUUUGACACGCUUCUUUGUAUGUCGAAACAAAAAACAGGCAGAUUUGUUGAAACGUUGUCGUUUCUAGAUGUUGCUCAACAAAGGAUGGAACUCAUGUAUGUGCCUAAGUUUUACGUAUGAUUUACUUCCUUAUAAACCAAUCAAUCUAUUUGCUAAAAUAAGGCCAACGUUUCCUAUGAGACGGAUGGAUUUAAUAAAUGAAAAGAAGAAGAAAAAUCAAUUAUUUUACACUAAUGUAAGCAAAACGAAGAAGAAAGAAAAAAUAAUAAUAUUAUAUACACAUUUAAAGAUGUACGGGGAAACGGAUGUGAAAGGAGAAAAUGAAAGUAAAUUUAAUAUUUAAAGACGAAAAAAUAUGAUAUAUUUAAAAACAAAAGAGGAAAAUAAAAAACAAGGCUUUGUAUAUGAGACUGAUUUUCUACUGUUCAAAUUUUAGCUAUUUCUUGUUGAAUAUAUACAUAUAUUUAAGCAAAAUAAAAAAAAGAAGAAGAAUUAAAUAUAUAUAAGAUAUAAUAUAAUCGAUUUGCACUUUUAAAUGUUGUUGACUAUGUUUGUAGGGAAUUUGUAGGGAAGUAAACUUUGAACUGCGCUAAAAAAAAGAGAUGACGUUCAAACGUUGUUGAAUAUUGGAAAUAUUGAAGAAGAAGAAGAGGAAACACGAUUGAUUUGAUAUUGACUUUGAAUUGCAUUUUUUCUUGCAAUUUUUUCGAUUUGAUAAUAUUUAUUUAUUUUUUUAAUACGAGACGACUAUGAUGAAGGAGAAUCUUAUUACGAAGUGAACGAGAAAUCUGCGCGCUGUGAUAGUUUGGACUUAUUCUUUUCGUUCCUUUAUUUUCGAGUCUCUACUCACGUGUUGACCAUUCUAACUCUCAUCCUAUCUCUCUUACAGCAAUACUAAUUAAGAACUUAAUUGAUUAUACGGUGCGGGAACAAGCAAAAAAAAAUCUCUAAAUAAAUAAAAUCUUAACAACACAUGACGAGGAAUCCAAUAUAUACACUCACAUAUAUAUGUAUACAUCGUUUGCGACUCUUUUUUAUUGGCAACACUAGUGAAUUCGUGAAAAGUAAUAAACAAGAAAAACGGAGAGCAAUUAUAUUAUUAAAAAAAAAACUAUAUAUAUAUAUAUAUCUUCUAUGGAUACUAACUAUAUAGGGAUCGGCACACACAUUUAAUAUAUUGUUAACUUUUA